AUGGAGAGAUGUCAUCAAAUCUUUUGGUCACUUGAAAAUGAAUAGCGGAAAAUUUUCAAAAGAUUGUAUUUUCAUUACGCUGAGCAAUGCAAAGAUUUGGAAAAGAAGCUAAAGCAAAAACAAAAAGAGGAAAAACAGGCUCAUAAACAACAACAAAGAUAACCUUUGGAAAGUAUCAUAAUCAACUGGGACAAGACAUUGCUGUCUUUAGGUAAUUGGAUGCAGGCAUAUGAUAAAUAAUAAAUUUCAUCUUGAGACAGAGGUCAUUGUAUCUUAGUACGAGACCUGCUUCCUUGGAGAUCAAAAGCAGCGUGAAAUCCCAUUUUUUAGCCAGGAUAUAAUUGGUCAAGCUAUAAGUUAUUGUUGCCUUCUUUUUUUUCCUUUAAUGACAAUGGCAACGCAGCCGUAGCCGUAGCCAGCAGCCAGCAACGGCUGUAUUUCUUGUCCUCCUCGCUUUUUCAUUCAGGGCCCUAUGCCACCAAAGUGUGCAAAAUUAUGGCCACAAAAAUAACCCUUUUACUAUGGCAAAAACAAAACGUUAAAGCGCUUUCCAACCUUGUUGGAAAUGGAAAGCCUUUCUUUGGAAACUAUAGUGGAAAAUCUAUCCCAGACAAGCUAUCACCUCAAUUUGACUGUACCAGUUCUAUGGCGCAGAAAAGAAUCGCCGACAGCGACAACGAAGUACGUUACGAUUUCACAAAGUCCUGCUACGUUGAAGGGGAUUUACAGUUUGUGGUAAAAGUGAAAAUAAAUCCUGACACACCCGUCCCCGGUGGAAAGGAAUGUGCAACUCUUCCAGAGUUUCAAGCAGCGCUUCUCCAACAAGAGCCAAACAAAAACACUUAUAUGGUCUUACAUCCAAGAAGGGCCCAUUGGUUUUUCACUAGAAGUCUUGGAGGAUGUGAAAUGUUCGUGGCAAAGAGAAGCAACCGCUAA
Molecule: messenger RNA, 936 nt
Organism: Porites evermanni
Lineage: Eukaryota; Metazoa; Cnidaria; Anthozoa; Scleractinia; Poritidae
Source: the annotation of a GenBank genome assembly